AUGGCGGACGUUGAGGCUGGUGGUCCCAGCCGGCCGAGAUAUAACAAGCGACCUCCAUCCUACAUCCAAAUGGCCCCUAAACGCGCGAUACAAUCCUUCGAGAACUUAGUUGCUUUGGCAAACUAUGAAGAGCGGCUUAGUGAAGCGAGAAAGAUGGUCUGGAGAGACAGAGGGGAGCCCGUGGCAGAAGUGGAUGAUUUGUGGGAGUGCUUAGAGCACGCCGGCAGAGGGGGGAUGAGAGCUGGUGCCCUCGCAUUCAAUAUCCGGGCAGGGGUUAAUCUCUUCCUGUUAGCCUUCAGACUGAGGAGACUGUCCAGGAAGUUAUGGCUAUCGUAUGUGCGCACCGCGAUCUUUGGCCCGGACACCUUGCGCUUCACGGCCAUGUUCGGUUCCUUCGUCUUUCUCUACAAGUUCAUAUUGAAUGCGCUACCUAUAUUGCGGCCCUCACCCACGCAUUCCCGCCGCCUGUCCUUCAGGGAGUCUGCACUGGAAGAGGAGGACGACUUGGAGGCAUCUGGAACGUCUACCCCGAUCACCCCCGGGUCCGCUACCCCUCUGGCCAUGACGCCGAGACGCCCUAUGCUGUCCGAGCGACGGCCGCGGCUAUCCCUGAGCGCGAGCGCCCAGCAGGUGCUGAUCAGGAAGCAGACGCGACGCUGGCAUGCCAUUGCUGCCGGCUCGAUCGCGGGUGCAGUUGCAGUCAUGUUCGAAAAACGGGCGAAUCGAGUGGCUGUUGCUCAGCAGAUGUUCGUGAGAGGACUGCAAGGCUCGUAUAAUGCCUUUACCUCGAAGCGAGGGAUCCGUGUACCCCACGGGGACGUCAUCGUGUUUUCUUUAUGCUGUGGGCAGAUCUUGUACGGCUUCCUCCUCCGACCCGACACCCUUCCACACUCUUACAACAAAUGGAUAGAAGCAGCGUCCAUGACACCUCCAGGAGCCAUCCGCAUGAAUCGAGAUCUCGUCAGGGACGGCAAAUUUAACAUUGCCGAUCUCGAAGGCAUCCUUCGCCGAGACGACGUUACCCCACACAACCGGACCGUUCUCCUUGAUCUCUACAAGAGCGCGACAUCGUCCUCGCCCUCGUACGGUCCCCACUUCGGUCCAUGUGAGGCCGUCCACCCGAUGAUCGAUUCGUGCAUGUGGCUGCCCCUUCCACGUUUUAUGGAUGUAUUCAAGUGGAUGCUCCCGAUCUACGGCGCACUGCACUUUAUCCCCAUGCUGCUGUUCAAGCGGGCGGCGUUCAUGAAGGACCCCAAGCAUAUGCUUCUCAGGGCGGGUUGGGGGACAACACGCAGUUCGGCGUUCUUGGGGACGUUUGUGUUGAUUUACCAAGCGUUUUUCUGCUUCAAGCAUUGGAUGUACUCAUCACUAUCUUCGAGACCCUCCUCACCCAUCCCACAGUGGCUGCUGAACAUGCUCAUUUCGAAGCCGUCAUUCUGGCUCGGCGGCCUCCUUGCGGGGUUGUCGCUGUUCGUUGAAGAGAAGAGGCGUCGCGGAGAGCUGGCGAUGUACGUCCUGCCCAAGGGACUGCAAAGCGCGUGGGUGAUGGCGCGGGGUAAGGGCCUCGUGUUCAAGACGGGGAAAUUUGGCGAGCCGCUGCUGACGGCACUCGGUAUGGGAAUGGUCAUGAGUAUCUAUCAGAACGACCCGCAGUAUCUGUCUGGUCUUGUCCGGCGGAUUCUGUACCAAUUCAUCGGCCCGAAUUGAGAUGGGCACUUCCGAACACAUAUCUGAUGAUAAGACGAGAGGCAGGAAAGGAAUUACAGUCCUGAAGGAUCAUCGAAACGCGAGUACCCAUCAACUUAUAUGUAAUAAUGUAAUCAUUGCUCGAUACCAUUUACACUGGCCACACCAAUAUAGCCAUAGCUCAGUCGG
Molecule: messenger RNA, 1875 nt
Organism: Gloeophyllum trabeum ATCC 11539
Lineage: Eukaryota; Fungi; Basidiomycota; Agaricomycetes; Gloeophyllales; Gloeophyllaceae
Exons: 9
Coding region: 1-1707 (568 amino acids)
Source: RefSeq, a predicted model, not a curated record